Molecule: messenger RNA, 1891 nt
Organism: Haemonchus placei
Lineage: Eukaryota; Metazoa; Nematoda; Chromadorea; Rhabditida; Trichostrongylidae
Source: the annotation of a GenBank genome assembly
UUGAUCCUCUUGUAGUAAUUAAUAUUCAUAUUUUCAGCCAGUUGCCAGCUAUCCGGAUCCAUUCUUCGGUGGCGAUCACAAGCUCGUUCUAUGCGAAACAUUGGAUGCCCAUAAGAAACCAACAAAAACAAAUCAUCGAAGUGCAUGUGCAGAAGUUAUGAAAAAGAUCGAUCAUAUGAAUCCAUGGUUUGGGAUGGAACAAGAAUAUCUACUGCUCGAUAGGGACGGAUAUCCCCUUGGUUGGCCGAAACAUGGUUACCCAGCUCCACAAGGGCCGUAUUACUGUGGUGUCGGAGCGAAUAAGGUGUUCGGUAGGGAAGUGGUGAAUGCCCAUUAUCGUGCAUGUCUCCAUGCUGGAUUACGGAUCUUCGGAAUCAAUGCAGAAGUGACCCCAGGUCAAUGGGAAUUCCAACUGGGUACGUGUGAAGGUAUCUCUAUGGGCGAUGAACUAUGGAUGGCUCGCUACCUUUUGCAUCGUGUUGCUGAACAAUUCGGAGUUUCCGUGACGUUCCAUCCUAAACCUGCGGUGACGAUGGGUGACUGGAAUGGAGCUGGCUGUCACUGCAACUUCUCAACCGAUGAAAUGCGUGCUGAAGGAGGAAUGAAAGUAAUUGAAGCUGCAAUGCCGAAGCUCGCAGCCACACAUAAGGAAGCCAUCAGCGUUUACGAUCCUCAUGGAGGAGAAGACAACAAACAUAGGCUAACGGGAAGACACGAGACAAGUUCCGCAGAAAAGUUCACGUGGGGAGUUGCUAACAGAGCCGCAUCGGUUAGGAUUCCAAGAGGUGUUGCACAGGAAGGCAAGGGCUAUUUGGAAGAUAGGCGUCCGUCAUCAAAUUGUGACCCAUAUCAAGCCACAUACAUCUGGAUCGAUGGUACUGGAGAAAACCUGCGGGACAAGCAGCGUACUCUCGACAAAGACCCAGGCGCAGUAGAGAACUAUCCUCACUGGAGUUUCGAUGGAUCAUCUACGUACCAAGCAGAAAAGGGAGAAGACUCCGAUAUGAUCCUGGUGAAGAGCAUAAACGUUGUUCAGCCGGUUGCCCUCUAUCCAGAUCCAUUUUGUGGAGGUCAUCACAAGCUUGUUCUAUGCGAAGUUCUCGAUGCUCAUAGAAAACCUGCAAAAACAAACCAUCGCCAUGCAUGCAAAGCGGUUAUGGACAAGAUCAUGCAUACAAACCCACUUUUCGGUAUGGAACAGGAAUAUCUUCUGCUAGACCGAGAUGACCAUCCGCUCGGCUGGCCUAAGCAUGGAUUCCCUCGACCCCAAGGGCCGUACUACUGUGCGAUAGGAGCUGAUCGAACAUUUGGCCGUGAAAUAAUCACUACACACUAUCGUGCGUCACUUUACGCUGGCCUAGAGUUGUUUGGAACAAAUGCGGAAGUGACCCCCGGACAAUGGGAAUUCCAAUUGGGACAGUGCAAGGGUAUCGAUAUGGGUGAUCAGCUAUGGAUGGCUCGGUACCUUCUGCAGCGUGUAGCCGAACAGUUCGGAGUGACUGUGACGUUCCAUCCCAAACCUGCGAUAACCAGAGGGAAUUGGAACGGUGCCGGAUGUCACUGCAACUUCUCAACCGACGACAUGCGCGCUGAAGGAGGGCUCAAGGUCAUUGAAGCUGCUAUGCCAAAGCUCGAAGCUACCCACAAAGAGUGUAUUCGUGUGUAUGAUCCUCACGAUGGAGAAGACAACAAACACAGGUUGACAGGGAAACAUGAGACUAGUUCGGCUGAGUUCUUCUCUUGGGGUGUGGCCAAUCGUGCAGUAUCCGUUCGCAUUCCGAGAGGAGUGGCUCUUGCGAAGAAGGGUUACUUGGAGGAUCGUCGUCCGUCGUCAAACUGUGACCCGUAUCAAGUAACAAGGAUGAUCGCGGAGAGCAUUCUUCUUCGUUGA